GGGCCGGGCGCGGAGCCUGCAUGGCACGGCACGGCGCCGGCAGUGCCGCUCGCUAGGAUGAACGAGGAGGCGGCCCAGAAGAGCGACGGCGGCGAGAAGUGCAACGGCGGCAGCCAGCGGAGGAAGAGACCCAAGAAGUCUGACAGCAAUGCAAGCUUUCUCCGAGCUGCCAGAGCUGGCAAUUUGGACAAAGUUGUGGAAUACCUGAAAAGUGGAAUAGACAUUAACACCUGUAAUCAGAAUGGGCUCAAUGCUCUGCACCUGGCAGCCAAAGAAGGCCACGUGGGACUGGUGCAGGAAUUGCUGGAAAGAGGCUCAGCUGUGGAUUCUGCCACUAAGAAAGGGAAUACAGCCCUGCACAUUGCAUCCUUAGCAGGACAAGCUGAAGUUGUCAAAGUUCUGGUGAAGGAAGGAGCCAAUAUUAAUGCACAAUCUCAGAAUGGCUUUACUCCUCUGUACAUGGCAGCUCAAGAGAACCACAUUGAGGUGGUGAAAUAUCUCCUGGAGAAUGGAGCCAACCAAAGCACAGCUACCGAGGACGGUUUCACCCCUCUGGCUGUGGCACUGCAGCAGGGACACAACCAGGCAGUGGCCAUCCUGCUGGAGAACGACACCAAGGGCAAGGUGCGGCUGCCGGCGCUGCACAUCGCCGCCAGGAAGGACGACACCAAGUCGGCGGCGCUGCUGCUGCAGAACGACCACAACGCCGAUGUGCAGUCCAAGAUGAUGGUGAAUAGGACGACUGAGAGCGGCUUUACCCCUUUGCACAUCGCCGCGCACUACGGCAAUGUCAACGUGGCCACGCUGCUGCUGAACCGCGGAGCUGCCGUCGACUUCACAGCCAGGAAUGGAAUCACCCCACUGCAUGUGGCUUCCAAAAGGGGAAACACAAACAUGGUGAAGCUCUUGUUGGAUCGUGGAGGGCAGAUCGAUGCCAAAACCAGGGAUGGACUCACCCCACUGCACUGUGCGGCACGAAGUGGCCAUGACCAGGUUGUGGAGCUGCUCCUGGAGAGAGGUGCCCCACUGCUGGCACGGACCAAGAACGGACUCUCCCCGCUCCACAUGGCGGCCCAGGGGGACCACGUGGAAUGUGUCAAGCACCUGCUGCAGCACAAGGCUCCUGUGGACGAUGUGACUCUGGACUACCUGACCGCCCUGCACGUGGCCGCUCACUGCGGCCACUACCGUGUCACCAAACUCCUGCUGGACAAGAGAGCCAACCCCAACGCCCGCGCCCUGAAUGGUUUUACUCCACUGCACAUUGCCUGCAAGAAAAAUCGCAUCAAAGUCAUGGAACUCCUGGUGAAAUAUGGGGCCUCAAUCCAGGCUAUAACAGAGUCGGGCCUCACACCAAUACACGUGGCUGCAUUUAUGGGCCACUUGAACAUAGUCCUCCUUCUGCUGCAGAACGGAGCCUCUCCCGAUGUCACUAACAUUCGUGGAGAAACUGCAUUGCACAUGGCAGCACGUGCCGGGCAGGUAGAAGUAGUUCGCUGCCUCCUGAGGAACGGGGCCCUGGUUGAUGCCCGAGCCAGGGAAGAACAGACCCCACUGCACAUCGCCUCUCGCCUGGGCAAGACGGAGAUUGUGCAGCUGCUGCUGCAGCACAUGGCCCACCCUGACGCCGCCACCACCAAUGGCUACACCCCGCUGCACAUCUCUGCCCGCGAGGGGCAGCUCGACGUCGCCUCCGUGCUCCUCGAGGCGGGCGCCUCGCACUCCAUGUCCACCAAGAAGGGAUUCACACCGUUGCACGUGGCAGCCAAAUAUGGGAGCCUGGAAGUGGCAAAGCUCCUGCUGCAGCGUCGUGCCUGUCCUGAUUCUGCUGGCAAGAACGGCCUCACCCCGCUGCACGUGGCGGCGCACUACGACAACCAGAAGGUGGCGCUGCUGCUGCUGGAGAAGGGCGCCUCGCCGCACGCCACGGCCAAGAAUGGAUACACCCCUCUGCACAUCGCUGCCAAGAAGAACCAGAUGCAGAUAGCUACCACUCUGUUGAACUACGGGGCUGAGACCAACAUUUUGACCAAGCAGGGAGUCACCCCACUCCAUCUGGCCUCCCAGGAAGGUCACACUGACAUGGUGACUUUGCUUUUGGAGAAGGGCUCCAACAUCCACAUGGCAACAAAGGCGGGACUGACAUCCUUACACCUUGCAGCUCAAGAGGAUAAAGUGAAUGUAGCUGAAAUACUCACCAAACAUGGUGCAAACCAGGAUGCUCAGACAAAGCUUGGUUAUACACCUUUAAUUGUGGCCUGUCACUAUGGAAACAUCAAAAUGGUGAAUUUUCUCCUCAAGCACGGAGCAAAUGUCAAUGCUAAAACAAAGAAUGGGUACACCCCUCUUCACCAGGCUGCUCAGCAAGGUCACACUCACAUCAUCAACGUUCUGCUGCAGCACGGCGCCAAGCCCAACGCCAUCACCACGAAUGGUAACACAGCCUUAGCCAUCGCCAGGCGCCUGGGAUACAUCUCCGUGGUCGAUACACUGAAGGUUGUAACGGAGGAGAUCACCACCACCACAACUACUGUAACAGAGAAGCACAAGCUAAAUGUACCUGAGACAAUGACUGAGGUCCUGGACGUGUCAGAUGAAGAAGCCUUUAAACACUCUGAUGAGGAACCCUUCAGUGAUGGGGAAGUGUAUAGUGGCACGGGUGCCGUUAGCAGGAGUUCGUGGAGUGAUGACACAAUGACAGGAGAUGGAGGGGAGUACCUUAGGCCAGAAGACCUCCGGGAGCUGGGAGAUGACUCCUUGCCAAGCAGCCAGUUCUUAGAUGGAAUGAACUACCUGAGGUACAGCUUGGAAGGAGGACGCUCGGACAGCCUGCGGUCCUUCAGUUCCGACAGGUCCCACACGCUGAGCCACGCCUCCUACCUGCGUGACAGCGCCAUGAUCGACGACACCGUGGUGGUCCCCAGCCAGCAGGUAACAACUCUGGCCAAAGAGGCUGAAAGGAAUUCAUAUCGCUUAAGCUUGGGCCCUGAAAUCUUGGACAAUGUGGCUCUUUCUUCCAGCCCUAUUCAUUCAGGAUGCUCUUCUCCAUGUCUUGAUCUUGACAACAGCAGCUUCCUGGUGAGUUUCAUGGUGGACGCUCGCGGCGGCGCCAUGCGGGGCUGCCGGCACAACGGGCUGCGCAUCAUCAUCCCCCCGCGCAAGUGCACGGCGCCGACGCGCGUGACGUGCCGCCUGGUGAAGCGCCACAGGCUGGCCACCAUGCCGCCCAUGGUGGAGGGAGAAGGGCUGGCCAGCCGCCUCAUCGAAGUGGGACCCUCUGGGGCUCAGUUCCUUGGUAAACUUCAUCUGCCUACGGCUCCUCCCCCACUUAAUGAGGGAGAAAGCUUGGUCAGCCGAAUCCUUCAGCUGGGGCCUCCUGGGACCAAAUUCCUUGGGCCCGUGAUUGUGGAGAUUCCCCAUUUUGCUGCCCUGCGUGGGAAGGAGAGAGAGCUGGUGAUCCUGCGCAGUGAGAAUGGGGACAGCUGGAAGGAGCAUUUCUGCGAAUACACUGAGGAUGAACUGAAUGAAAUCCUGAAUGGGAUGGAUGAAGUACUUGACACUCCAGAGGAGCUUGAGAAGAAGCGCAUCUGUCGCAUCAUCACGCGGGAUUUCCCUCAGUACUUUGCAGUGGUGUCCCGGAUCAAACAGGACAGCAACCUCAUCGGGCCCGAGGGAGGGGUGCUCAGCAGCACCGUGGUCCCACAGGUGCAGGCCGUCUUCCCAGAAGGGGCACUCACCAAGCGAAUUCGUGUUGGCCUCCAGGCUCAACCUAUGCACACUGAACUUACAAAGAAGAUUUUGGGCAACAAGGCUACCUUCAGCCCCAUAGUCACGCUGGAGCCCAGGAGACGGAAAUUCCAUAAGCCCAUCACGAUGACGAUUCCCGUGCCCAAGGCCUCCAGUGAUGGGCUCAUGAACGGCUAUGGAGGCGACACGCCCACUCUAAGGUUACUAUGCAGCAUAACAGGAGGGACCACCCCUGCCCAAUGGGAAGACAUCACUGGGACAACACCACUGACAUUCGUUAAUGAAUGUGUUUCCUUCACAACAAAUGUGUCUGCCAGAUUUUGGUUGAUAGACUGUCGUCAGACACAAGAAUCUGUUACUUUUGCUUCCCAAGUGUACAGAGAAAUUAUCUGUGUCCCCUACAUGGCCAAAUUUGUGGUGUUUGCCAAAUCCCAUGAUCCCAUUGAAGCACGGUUAAGAUGUUUCUGCAUGACAGAUGACAAGGUGGAUAAAACUCUAGAACAACAAGAAAACUUUGCUGAAGUUGCCAGAAGCAGGGACGUAGAGGUAUUGGAAGGAAAACCCAUCUAUGUUGACUGCUUUGGCAAUUUGGUGCCACUCACAAAGAGUGGGCAACACCAUAUAUUCAGUUUCUUUGCCUUCAAAGAAAAUAGGCUUCCUCUGUUUGUUAAGGUUCGAGAUAGCACUCAAGAGCCCUGCGGACGAUUAUCAUUCAUGAAGGAGCCAAAAUCUACCAGAGGCCUCGUUCAUCAAGCCAUAUGUAAUUUAAACAUCACUUUACCCAUUUACACAAAGGAAUCAGAUUCAGAUCCAGAACCGGAAGAGGUUGAUAUGACUUCAGAAAAAAAUGACGAGACAGAAUCUACAGAAACAUCUGUCCUGAAAAGCCAUCUGGUUAAUGAAGUCCCUGUACUAGCCAGUCCAGACCUGUUGUCUGAAGUUUCUGAGAUGAAACAAGAUCUGAUCAAAAUGACUGCCAUCCUGACAACUGAUCCUUCUGAUAAAUCAGCCUCCAUUAAAGUGAAAGAUCUUGAGAAGUCUGCUGAAGAAGAGCCAGGAGAGCCUUUUGAAAUAGUCGAAAGAGUGAAGGAGGACUUAGAAAAAGUAAAUGAAAUUCUGAGAGGCGGAUCCUACGUCAGAGAAGAACAUGUUUUGCAGAAGUCCCUUUCCAGACAAGAACCCUUAGAAGAAGAAUGGAUCAUUGUCAGCGAUGAAGAAAUUGAAGAGGCCAGGAGAAAUGCUCCAUCAGAAGUCACAGAGCCAAGCCGCGUAGAAGUCAGGGUAGACAAAGGGACAACAAAAAAGGAGGAGUUGGAUGUGACAGGAGCGGUAGAUUACCUUGCAGAGGAUUUCAAAACAUCUGCUUCUCCUCAUGAGGGACAGCCACAGGCCUUACAAGAGGAGGUAGCGGAUGAGAAAAUCAAAGCCGCAGUAGUAAGCAAGGAUUCUGAAAAAAAAGGAAAAGAAUCUCCGAAAACUGGGAAACCAAGUUCACAGGAGCAACAGAAAGCAGCCUCAGAAGUUAAAAAGCCCCUUAGGGCAAAACUAAGAGAAAAGCCAAAGCCAAAGGAAGGCAAGGCGCACAGCAGCGGGGAGAAACUGAGACUGCCUAAGCUCACUGCAGAUGAGGCACCAGCUGGGGAGCCUGGCCUAAAGGUGACAGGUGCUCCAGAGCCUAAAGCCGUGUCCCCCGUAAUCGAGGAAACUCCCAUCGGCUCAAUAAAAGAUAAAGUGAAAGCUCUUCAGAAAAGAGUGGAAGAUGAGCAAAAGGUACGGUCAAAACUGCCCGUCAGAGUUCAGGCAAAAGAAAGCCCUGCUGAAAAGGCGCCUAAAAAACCCACACAAGUCAAAAAGCCAGUAACACACAAAACCCAGCCGCCUGUUUCACCUUCUUCUAAGACAGAGAGACUCGAAGAGACCAUGUCUGUUCGGGAACUGAUGAAAGCUUUCCAGUCAGGGCAAGACCCAUCCAAGAAUAUUUCUGGACUCUUUGAGCACAAAUCUGUCAAACAGAAGCAACAGGCCCCUGAGAAGGAAACUCCCCGCAAGAAAACAGUUCCUUUGCAGAGUGAAGCAAAGCGAGUGUCAAACCUCAAGACAGACAAACAGAAGGACAAACCAAGCAUGGUAUCAAAAGCAGAGAAAGAGCCACAAUCAAAGAAAGGAAAAAUGCAAACUUCCACCAUUGAAACUGCCAAGAAAGGUGGUGGCAAAGACCAAGUAAAAGAGCAGACCAGCAAAAAGCCAACCGAACCUCUCCCUCCAGUAAUAGUUGCUGAAAGUGCCAAAGAAACAGUGGCUGGGAAGGGUAGGACUUCUGAUGAUCAGGGAGAUCCUGACUUCCAGAUCAGCCCUGACAGGAAAACCUCAACAGACUUUUCUGAUGUCAUUAAAGAAGAGCUGGAGGAUAAUGACAAAUACCAGCAGUUCCGACACCUCUCAGUGACAGAGGAGGGAGAGCUUAACUUGGAGCAAGUACUGACCAGUCCUUUUGGUGCUGCUUUUCCCACAGAAUACGGGAAAGAUGGAUUCCUUCCUGCUCUUUCUCUGCAAAGUGCUGCCCUUGAUGGGAGCUCAGAGAGCCUUAAGCAUGAAGGUGUGGCUGACUCUCCAGGCAGCCUACUUGAUGGAACACCUCAGAUCAGCUCGGAGGAAAGUUACAAGCAUGAGGGUCUGGCAGAGACUCCUGAAACGAGCCCAGAGAGCCUUUCAUUCUCACCAAAGAAAACUGAUGGGCAAAUUGAAGAUGCUAAAGGAACGGCUCAAGCACACACAACAGAAGAAACACAUUCUACGAAGGAACUCUCCUCAAAGGAAGAUGAAAAAGGUAUUACUGAGAGGCAGCUAGAUGCUGUUACCAAGACUAGUGAGUCUCAUUCUGACCAUGUAUCAGAAGAGCAUGUACCUCCAGCCUCUGAAGAAGGGGCUGAUAAACUUAAAGAAAGUAGCUCAGCUUCCAUUAUGAAAGAUAUUAGCAGGGAUAAAGAAUCCAGAACUACUGCACAUUUCACUAAAUCUUCUGAAACACAUGACACUGCUUUAGAGAAAGAAAAAGAUGUAGCCUGUGAACGCCGUCUUACAGUUAGAAGUCCCCAGAAAUUGGAACUUUCACUUGCUAGCCAUGAUAGCGAAGGCUUUAGCCCAGUUGCAGAUGACUCUUUGACUAUAAGUCAUAAAGACUCCCUGGAAGCAAGCCCAGUGCUAGAAGAUAACUCAUCACACAAAACACCCGACUCUUUGGAGCCCAGUCCUAUGAAAGAGUCCCCCUGCCGUGAUUCCCUUGAAAGCAGCCCCGUAGAACCAGCAGUGAAGGCUUGUCUUUUGGGGCAGGGUCCUCUUCCAUCUGUUCUUAGCAAAGCAGAGGCCUGCCCAGAGCUGGCAUCGGUGCGUUCCAGGAUUCUCCGUGACCCUGAGGGAAGUGCUGAUGAUGACAGUCUAGAGCAAACAUCCCUCAUGGAGAGUUCAGGGAAAAGCCCUGUUUCUCCUGAAACUCCUAGUUCAGAAGAAAUUAGCUAUGAAAUCACACCUAAAAUGGCAGAUAUACCGAAGUCAGCAACCAUCCCCGAAGUCAACGAAGAAACGGAGGAGGAUUCGGAAAGCGAACCGAAGAAGAGAUUCACCCCCGAAGAGGAGAUGUUUAAAAUGGUGACCAAAAUCAAAAUGUUUGAUGAAUUGGAACAAGAAGCAAAACAGAAGAGAGAUUAUAAAAAGAGUUGUAAGCAAGAUGAAUCUUCUGUGGUUGUCAAAUCAGAAGCCUUACAUGAGGCUGAAGCAUCAGAGUCAACUGCUGUAGUAGAAAAAGACAUACCCACAGUGGUGAUACCUGCUGCUGAAUCUAGAAAGAGCUCUUCCUCUUCCGAAAGUGAGCCGGAAUUGACUCGGCUCAAAAAAGAAGCCGACUCAGGCCUCUUAAUGGAGCCUGUGAUCCGAGUGCAGCCGCCCUCACCUUUACCAUCCAGUAUUGACUCCAGCUCUAGCCCUGAUGAAACAGGUUUCCAACCCAUUGAUUCCCAGCCAUGCUCUGUCGGGAUAGGUGAGGUUAAAGCACAAGGCAAAGGUGACAAAGAGGAGCCGCUUAUCCUCGGGCGCAGCUGUAAGCCUUCCACAGGCACUUGUCCUUCUGAUGGUUGUGCAUCAGGAGAAAGUGUGGAAUCAAAAUGUUGCGAUAGUACAGGUGACUGUGAGACCGUCAGUCCCGACACCCCGGUCACGCGAUCUGGGUGUUCUCCCUGUCACUCCAUUGGUGACAGGUCUCAAAAAGAGGUUCACACUGAGUCUUCUCUAAUAAUGGGGCAGUGCGAUGCUACUGAAAAGGAUGCCAAACCUGUGGCCCCCUUACCAUGCCGCAAUCUCAUUGCAACAGGGGCUGUGUCAGAGGAGGCAGAUGGUCUUUCUCAUGGACACGGUACCACCAAGUACUCUGUCCCGUGCAACAGCAAACUGGCCAAAGGUGACAGCACUGACCAUUCUGCUUCAGCAAGGGAUUCUGGAAAAGUAGAUACAGGUUGUGAGACAUCUCACAGGGCUGGUCAUGCUGAGGAGCCCUUACCAGAGUAUUCGUCCCUAAACACUGACACAGUGGAACUCGCCGGCUGUGCAGCAGAUGCCACUGAUUGUAGUGCUCCAUAUAUAGUGAGCCCUUAUGAAAAUGUGCCUUCUGGACAUUUCUUCAUUGACUCUGAAAGUGAGGUAGGGUCUGGUAGAAGUCUGCUGUCUAGGGAAACCUAUUCUAUUGCAGAAGGGAAAGAUCAGACUGGUGAAGUUUUACUUAGCAGAGACACGGGCAGUGAAUAUUGCUCUUCAGAGGAAGUGUACAUGGAAAUAGAGCCCAAACCAGAAGAUGGAUUUCAGGCAAAAUCACAAAGGUCUCCAACCUCAGAUUCAACAAAAUUAUCUGAAUCCACCCUUGAGGAUACAAGAGAUGAAACACAGAAACUCAUGGGUCAGGUUGUCAUCACUAGAACCGAUGUGGAUUCUGACAUGUGGAGUGAAAUACGUGAAGAUGAUGAAGCUUUUGAAGCUCGGGUGAAAGAAGAGGAACAAAAGAUAUUUGGGUUGAUGGUAGACAGGCGAUCUCAAGGCACAACCCCUGACACGACACCGGCCAGAACACCCACUGAAGAAGGGACACCACUCAGUGAGCAAAAUCCUUUUCUUUUUCAGGAAGGCAAGUUGUUUGAGAUGACUAGAAGUGGAGCCAUUGACAUGACCAAAAGGAACUACCCAGAUGAAAGCUUUCACUUCUUCCAGAUGGGGCAGGAGCCUCAGGAAGAAGUUUCUUUAUGUGAAGAAGUGAAAGAAGCAGCAGAGGCAGAAUCUUCAAAGCUGAAGAGCUCACUGAACCCUUUUGCAACUUCAGAGUCAGAGGAGUCAGAUAUACCAGAACAAGAUGCAUUGAAAUAUUCACCCCCAUCACCCGAGUCUAGUGAUAGAUCUGAAGAAAUUAUGGAUGAAGGUGCCAGUGCAGGCACUGCAAAAGCAGAUCUUAAAUCCAGAAUUCCAAUUAAAAUGGGUAUUUCAGCUUCUUCAAAAUCACCAAAGAAAGAAACUGCUGCCUCUGAAGCUGAGCCCUUCUCCAGAAUGGAGACCGACAUGGUCGAUAGCAGUCAGGUGCCUUGCCCCGUCUCUCCUGAGCAGUGUGUUGUAGAAGAUGAAUUAGAUUUUUCUAAAGUCACUCAAUUGCUUAGUUCUGAACAAGGUGAGGAGUCCCCAGACUCUUCCCCAGAGGAACAGAGAUCUGUGAUUGAAAUCCCCACUGCUCUAAUGGAGAGUGUGCCUUCUUGUGAAAGCAAAUCCAAAAUCCCUGUAAGAACAGCUGCUGCCGCAUCGCAAUCCUCACAACAGUUGGAAAACGAGAGCCUUUCCCCGGAUGACUUCUUGGACAGUUCACAGUGUGAAGGAAAAGAUGAUCAAGUGAAACCAAAGUCUAAAAUUCCUGUGAAAGCCGCUUUCCAAAAAGCUGAACCACAACACUCAUACGUGGACACAUCCGUCCACAAGCCAGAGUCGCCCAAAGUGCUCGACGUGGCGAGCGUAGUCCCUGCAAAACCAGACAGCCGCAGUAAAUCGGAAUCUGAUGCCAGUAGUCCCGUGGACCCAAAGACCAAACGUUCCAUCAAAGCUAGGAGUUAUGCUGAGGCAGAGGCAGAGGCCGGGGAGAGGGAGAGCGAGAUGAAGUUUGAGCUAGACUCAGAUGAGGCAACAACACCGAGAUCGAAGGUAUUUUCUUCACGGUUGCCAGUUAAAAGCAGAAGCGCUACAGGCUCCCGCAGUGCUUUUAGUCCCACAAAAGAAAGUAAGGACCAUUUUUUUGAUCUUUACAAAAACUCCAUAGAGUUUUUUGAAGAAAUUAGUGAUGAAGCUUCUAAAUUAGUGGAAAGACUCACACAGUCAGAGAGAGAACAAGAAUUAGUUUCAGAUGAUGAAAGCAGUAGUGCCCUAGAAGUUUCAGUUAUUGAAAAUGUGCCAUCCAGUGAGACUCAGCAGUCAGUUCCUGAAGACAUCUUUGACAUCAGACCCAUUUGGGAUGAGUCUGUAGAGACUCAGAUUGAACGUAUCCCUGACGAAAAUGUCCAUGACCGUGCUGAAGAUCAACAGGAUGAUCAGGAAAGGACAGAGGAAAGACUGGCCCACAUUGCAGAUCAUCUCGGAUUCAGCUGGACAGAGCUAGCAAGAGAACUGGACUUCACAGAGGAGCAAAUUCACCAGAUCCGAAUUGAAAAUCCCAAUUCGCUUCAAGACCAGAGCCACGCACUCCUUAAAUACUGGCUUGAAAGGGAUGGGAAACAUGCAACAGAUACCAAUCUGACCCAAUGUCUCACGAAAAUCAACCGCAUGGACAUUGUUCACCUGAUGGAGACCAGCGGCAUAGACCCCAUGCAGGGCCACGGCACGCGCACGUACGUGGACACGGAGCAGUCCUUGGCGUUGGACCACAGUGAAGGGUUUUCAGCACUGCAGGAGGAAGUGUACAGCUCGAGACACAAGCAGGAACAGCAGAGAAUAUCUAAGGAUGGCGAGCCAGCCGAGCAUCCCCCACUGGUCUCCGAGGAAGAUGUGUCUGUCAGUUAUUCCCCAUUCCAGGACAGUACUCCCAGGAGCGAGGCAGAAGUGUCCAUGGCUGAGCUUCUGAGACAAGCACAUAAGGAACAAGUAGAAGCCGAAUUCUCAGGGAAAACUCAAAAUGUGCCAGGGAAACCAUCUGCUUCACAACAGGAAUAUUUUGUCACAACUCCAGGAAUGGAGCAGUCCAUGGGAGCUGGAAAAGCAGCGAGCGGAAAAUCUGCGCACCCAAGCACGGCAAAGGGAGAUGCACAGAGAGCGCCCCCGCAGCCUCCAUCCUCUGCACAGAGAGGGGACUCCCCCAUCAUCCAAGAGCCUGAGGAACCCCAGCUCCACCAGGAAAGCCUCUGUCCAAGGAGAUCUAGUCUCGUGAUAGUGGAGUCCACUGAGGAGCAGACAGAGAACUCUGGAAGGGGCUGUGAAGAGGAAUCUUUAGAAAAGGAGUUAGCAGAGGAGUUAGGUGGGCUGGAGCUCAGCUCGGAUGAGGACGAGAUGGUCACUACCAGGGUCAUCCGGCGCCGGGUGAUCAUUCAGGCUGAUAGUAUGCCUGAAAUGCCACCAGAAACAGUCACAGAAGAGCAGUACACAGAUGAACAUGGCCACACAGUGGUAAAGAAGGUGACUCGGAAGAUCAUCCGGCGCUACGUUGCUCCAGAUGGCAUGGAAAAAGAGGAAGUGCUAAUGCAGGGAACACCGCAAGCCCCCGUCACUGUGGAAGAGGGAGAUGGUUAUUCCAAAGUGGUGAAGCGAGUUGUGCUGAAGAGUGACAGUGAGCACUCAGAGGUGACCCUGUCCGAACCGGCUGUUCUCUCUAGUGCCUCCAAAUUCCAGUCUGAACCAGUGGAGGGCCGGAAAGUCAGCAAGGUCAUAAAGACCACUGUAGUGCACGGAGAGAGGACAGAGAAACACCUGGGGGAUGCCAGCCUGGCUUCUGAUCUUCCAUCAGCCAAAGAGGACUUUGAAGAGGCUUUGAGCUAUACAGGUCACCACGUGACAGUGCAAGUCCCUGCUUUGGUAGAGAAAGAAAUCAAGAAAGACGAUGGAUCAGUAAUCAAAAGGACACUACUAAGUAAAGCCAGCACACAGAAGAGGACUGUGAUGAAGGACCGCUAUGGAAAACAUGUUCACAUAGAAGAGCUGGAAGAUACCCCAGAAGCGCUGCCCAGGGAUGACCUCCAGCAUGACCUCCAGCAGCUUCUUAGGCACUUCUGCCAAGAGGACUGGACUCAGGAGGCCAAGUGAGAAGCUGCCGCCCCUGCACAGCGCCACGUGACCCAUCACCGUCCCCGGGUAGCGGAGUCGUCACUGCCGCUCCUACCUGCGCAGCUGCAGUCAAUUCAUUUCUCCCCGUCCCAAGUUUCAUUUUGUGCUGUUAUGAUUUUUCACCCCGUAAGCUAAUUUGUGACCAAAGAUAGCAUCCUUCAGGCAGGAUGAUUUAUCCGCCGCGCUGGCUCCCAGUCAGCGUCGCCACUUGUCCCCGUCCCUUCACUCUGGCGCUCGCUUACUGACACGGCCCUUGCCAAGCAGACUUCAUCGACAGGCCUCUUCCACUGACUGUGUACAUGCACCGUACAAAGGAGUUGACGUGUAAACUGUAAAUAGCAGAGUAUUUGAACUCACGAGACCGCAGAACACUCACUGCCCCUUGGCGUCGUGGGUUACGAGGUGCAGUGAGCCUGCGGAACGGUGACCGGUCACAGAACGGCACCACCCGGACUGCAAACGCUGACUGACCCAGGAGGAAGCGCUGCAGAGCUACCGAGUACUAAGACUUACUGUUCAGAGAUCCGGUCUAGGCAAAGGCUGCGAGAGUCAGGCAAAAGGCAGCUGUACGCUUGAAUCACAGCUGACUGUGGCCAUUAAUAGUGCAGACACCUUCAGAGAGCCACUGAAACACUUCCAAAAGAAAAAGAAAGAAAAAAUUCCCCACUAGGUAUCCAAGUUGCUAGCAGCUCUACCUGCAGCACAUUCGCAUAUGGUAUUAAAUCCUAUAGAUCUGGACCCGUGGCGGGGUGUGUUAAACAAUCCUAACUCCGGUAGUUUCCCGUUUCCAUCACUGCUUAGCCGACCUCACCGACUGACUGGGGGUGCUUCCUGCUGGCCACUGCACUGUAGAUACCUACGGGACAAAGACUUCCCCACUAUACAAGGAGAAUAAUUAAUUCACCGUGUUUUAUCGAGAUUGCCUCUUAGCCGAUACACGCAUGCGGCAUUUGAAGGUCAAACCCAAACCCUCCUAGAACCAUGUCAGCUUCUUGGCCCUCUUAGCACUGAGCGAGCAGUUUUUAUCUUCUGAUCAAGUGUUUUUUAAAGAACAAGUGCUCACAAUCCUCGACAGCCGGUUUCUGUUCAUAUUUUGUUAUGUAACUAUAUAUUAUAAAUAUAUAUUUCUAAACCGACCCUCUGAAAAACCACAUUAGCAUGUCUGCACUUUUAUUUUCCAAAAGGGGAAUGUAGGGAAAGGGGAACAUAGGGAUCUGGCAUUUUGGGGUGUUCUAUACCUUGAUAUUUAAUGGAGGGAGCUCUGUAGGGUUUUAGCAUAACACACAUACCCACCAACUUAACACUUUUAAACAGCUAUUUCAUUUUUUUAAUAGUAGACUCCACAGCAGAUUAAAACCCUCUCCUCUUGGAGCAGUCCUUUGUCCAAGCUUAUCUGGCCUUCUACAAUUAUAGUGUUCUUUGGGUUUGGUUUUUUUUUUUUUUAAUGACUCACUCAGUGCUCAGACCAAGGGCACUUCCUCAUUAAGGUAACGAUGCCAAAAGCAUGGAAACAUCUCUGGAGUUCUGGCUUCCUGUGGGCAGAACCACCCAAGGUGCCAUGCUGACACUUUUUGGGCAGGCAAGAAAGGAAACGAAAAGAAAAAAGUGUUUUGGCAGCCAAAUCGAAUCAGACCCGUGAUAAAACAUCUCACAGCACAUCAUGGCUCCCUGACUGUCCGAGACAGCACGGGAGGGUCUUCAAGGAUGGGGCUCUCAAGAAAUGCAUUUCUGUUGUGUUAUUUGCGGUGCAGAUGAUGUUCUGUGUAACAGCAUAAUGGUUAUUCACCUCUUAUUUUGAUUUUUUGCUGUGUUAUCAGAGAACUUGAAUACUGUGAGAAGAAGUGAAUUUUAAGUUGACGAAUCAGCAUCUUGUUCCCAUGGUGAUAACACUAAUUGAAUAUAUCUAUGAGGGCAUGUAUUAGUUAAAAAUUAAAAAGAUACAACACUAACAAUACAUAGCUGCAAUGUGUACAAUGGCUGAUUUAACUAAAUAAAAAUGUACAAGUGUUAAAUGUA
Messenger RNA from Hirundo rustica (Barn swallow), 14088 nucleotides. RefSeq names its product ankyrin 2 (gene ANK2). The record is from RefSeq and is a predicted model, not a curated record. Gene Ontology annotation, biological process: regulation of cardiac muscle contraction; protein localization to T-tubule; signal transduction. Bases 58 to 12051 code for a protein of 3997 amino acids. Gene Ontology annotation, cellular component: T-tubule. NCBI's taxonomy places the organism in Eukaryota, Metazoa, Chordata, Aves, Passeriformes, Hirundinidae. Gene Ontology annotation, molecular function: protein binding. The transcript is spliced from 51 exons.